AUGGCGCAGGGGACGCUGGAGGUGCUGCUCGUCGGAGCCAAGGGACUCGAGAACACCGACUACCUCUGCAACAUGGACCCGUACGCGGUUCUAAAAUGCACAUCGCAGGAGCAGAAGAGCACCGUCGCCUCAGGAAAGGGAAGUGAUCCUGAAUGGAACGAAACCUUUGUGUUCACCGUCUCUGAGAAUGCAACCGAGCUCGUCAUCAAGCUCCUCGACAGUGAUGGUGGCACGGACGACGACAGCGUUGGUGAAGCAACGAUCCCAUUGGAUGGAGUGUACACUGAAGGAAGCAUCCCACCAACUGUUUACAAUGUUGUCAAAGACGAAGAGUACCGUGGAGAAAUCAAAAUCGGUCUGACGUUCACUCCGGAGGUAGCUGUCUUACAUUCAUGUUCAGGGACUAAACCCAUUUCACUUUACCGUGUCCUCUGUUUCUCUGUGGCUAACUAA
Messenger RNA from Triticum turgidum subsp. durum (durum wheat), 453 nucleotides. The record is from the annotation of a GenBank genome assembly. NCBI's taxonomy places the organism in Eukaryota, Viridiplantae, Streptophyta, Magnoliopsida, Poales, Poaceae.